AAAUCUCCAAAAUUAUGAAGCAGCAGCUGCUGGACGAGGAGUUCGAGAAUCUGCGUCGCGUAGCGCUGGCCAUAUGCCAGAAUCUCGGGAGACCGAAAGAUCGGGAGAUAUGUCGAAGCACUCUGGAAGAUCUGGCCAAGUUCCGCCAGGGGUCGUCGAUCAGGAUUAAAGAGAACGUGCAUAAGUUCCUGAUGUUCUAUCUAAAAGUCCUGAGAUGGUCGUACAAGAAUCAGCCAACGGAUUUAUAUCGCAAAUGGUAUGGACCAAACUUUGGCAAGGACCCAAAGUCUGCCUCAUCGACCGCCAACUCCGAGGAUGAGCAGCGUGUUUGGUUGGAGGAGGGCAAGUCCUUUUACGCCAUGAAAACAUUUGAAGAUGGCUCCACCGUUGUUUAUUCAGCGGUGGUCAAGGACCCAAAAGCUGGUUGGUCGGAAAAUGGUCUGAAAACUCUGAUGGAAACGCAAGUGGGCUGCGCUUUGAAUAUAAAUGAAAAUUGACUUGUUUAAUACUCUUAAUAUAGGAUAUAUUUUCAUAUUAGAUGCUUAACUCGA
Messenger RNA from Drosophila mauritiana, 551 nucleotides. RefSeq lists its product as uncharacterized. The coding region runs from base 15 to 497 and encodes 160 amino acids. The record is from RefSeq and is a predicted model, not a curated record. The transcript has 2 exons. NCBI's taxonomy places the organism in Eukaryota, Metazoa, Arthropoda, Insecta, Diptera, Drosophilidae.